This is a messenger RNA of Haemonchus placei, 939 nucleotides long. Lineage: Eukaryota; Metazoa; Nematoda; Chromadorea; Rhabditida; Trichostrongylidae. The record is from the annotation of a GenBank genome assembly.
AUGGUAGGCGAAAAAGAAUGGGAAACGUGCUACCACUCUACACCUGCUGGAUAUUUUACCGGGUGUCGCCGAGCCGCCAGCUUUCCUUUCUUCGGAGAUCAUACAUUGGUCCCUAGUAGCGCUCUCAAGGUCCGAUCACAGAGUGAAUCCGAGGGUCUGAAUAAAAUCCGAUUCAGUCAAAUCAACUUGGACGCUUUUCGCAAUCGCCCACGGGAGAUCGUAGAAGAAUGUGGUGAGGUAUCAUGUAAAACUCAAAAAUCGGUCCGCUUCGCUGAUGACUGUGGUCAGGAAUUGUAUUCUGUUAGGGUUAUGACCGAGCCCAGUGACUAUCCACCUCAGAUUAACCCAAGUGUCCUUAGAAGACUACGAGGUGAUUCAUACGUAGAAGAAGCACCUCACAGUGAUCCAGUUCCAACAUGGAACUUAUUAUUUAAGCAACCUGCCAGUGAAUAUGUGCGAUUCAGGGAAACCUUAGACCGUGUAUCGCUUGAGAAUGUGGUGGUGAAGCCGGAUUCGUCAAAGAUUGUCGGCACUAUCAAGGUAUCCAAUAUUGCAUUUGAGAAGAAGGUCUUCGUCAGAUACACAACUAACAAUUGGCAGUCCUAUAUGGAUCGGCAGGCUACGUACCAGCCAUCUACCAGUAAAGUGUAUGACACGUUCACCUUUGAAGUGGAAUUGCCGAAAGCAACUGAUAAGGCUAAACGGUUGGAAUUCUGCAUAUGUUACAUUGCAAAUGGUUGCGAACACUGGGAUUCGAAUGGUGGAGAGAAUUACAAGUUGGAACAUCAGGAUGUGAAUGUACCCCAGAAGAGAACAGUGCCUCCGUUAUUUGGAAGCCUCAAAUACAUGGACCGUGAUGAUGCGUACACUCUGAACCAUAAUGACUGGGCGCAUUUUGCGUCGUGGAAGAAUUUGAGUACUGAUGGUCCUUACUGGUAG